AGGCCAGGCCCAGUCGGCUCGCGCGCUCCAGCCGGGCCACCCGCCCGGGGGCGGGGCCCGCCUGACACUGUACGUACGAGAACUCCACCCUGCAGCUCCCCCCCCGCGUCGGCCCAGCGCGGGAUGGCGGCCGCCUCCCGCCUGCUCGCGUGGGCGGCCCUCGCAGGCGCGCUGGCGUUCGCCGCGGACCCUGCCGACGCGCAGGCGAGGCUUCAGAUGCAGAUGGACGCGGCCCAGGCCUCCAAGGCCUCCGAGGCCGAGGCCGCCCUCGCCAGCAGCACGUGGGCACCCGAGGCCUCGGCCGCGGACCCCGCCCGCCUGGCCCAGGCGGCGGCGCCCAGGCCGAGGAGAGGGAGGCAGCACCCUGCCGACAUGAGCAAGCAGGACGUGACCCGGGAGGAGCUGGCCAGGGCGCAUCAGGCCGCUCCAGAGGCGAAGAGCAUUGUGGAGGAGGGUGCGCAGUUCGCGUCCGGGUCGAGCCGCAGGAUCGGCGCUGCGGAAGGCGCAGAAGCAACACCAGCGGGAGGAGGCACGAGAACAGGCGGAGGGCGCUCGCGCGCGGAGGGCCUGGGAGUCGGAGCAGCGCAAGAUCGCGGCGGAGAAGCGCAGGAAGCAGGCCGCGAAGGCCGCGGCGCGCUGAGCUCGGGCGCGCGCCGUGGCCGCCCCGCCCCGCCCCCCCCUCGCGCGGCCCGCUCCGCCGCUCACCCCCCCUCUCGUCUCCCUAAAUCGGACCGGGGGGCGGGACCGCGCGUCGCUUGCUGCGGCCCAGCAGUUCGAUAGGCGCUGAGGACUGUUCUGACCCCGCGCACGGCGAA
Molecule: messenger RNA, 815 nt
Organism: Prorocentrum cordatum
Lineage: Eukaryota; Dinophyceae; Prorocentrales; Prorocentraceae
Source: the annotation of a GenBank genome assembly